Molecule: messenger RNA, 639 nt
Organism: Dioscorea cayenensis subsp. rotundata (Guinea yam)
Lineage: Eukaryota; Viridiplantae; Streptophyta; Magnoliopsida; Dioscoreales; Dioscoreaceae
Exons: 1
Coding region: 124-600 (158 amino acids)
Source: RefSeq, a predicted model, not a curated record
UUAAACAAACCUACCACCUCCUUCCAACUCUUCCAUUAAUUCUCUUUAUCUUUAAACAUAGAUAGAUACACAAAUCAUAACAAAAACAAAAAAAGAAGAAGAAAAAAAAAGAAAUAGAAGAGCAUGACUUCCAUCAAGCUCUCCUACACAAAGCUAAGCAAGUCCUAUGAAAGUUCAGAACAAGAAGAAGAUGAUCAAGUAAACAACAAAAAUAAAGAAGAAGAAGAAGAAGAAGAAGAAGAAGAGAGGGUAGUGAAGAGGAGUAGUAGUAGUAGUAGUAGUAGUAGUAGUAGGAUCAGGUGGCUGAGGCUGAGAAGUAGUGGCAAUGCAAAGAGGUUUUGGAGAAGGCCAAGAGUGAGGAUUGCAAGGCUGAGGAGAGUGUUGAAGAGGAAGGUGAAAGUGGUAAGGAAUGCAGUUGAUAAGGUUAUAACAAGGCUUAAACAAGGGAAGCCAUUUUUUGGGGAGUUGUUUGCUGGUAACUAUAUGUUCAUGCAGGUUAGUCCUUCACCAACUAUUCUUAUGCCUCUCACUAAUAAAAGUAUGGACAAGCUCAAAGUAAUCAAGCUCAAUAAUGGUAGAGUACAUUUGUCUUUGCAAUAACACCAUCUUCUUUGUUUUGUGGUGGUGGUGGUGGCUACU